UUUUAUGUAAAAAGCGUACUCGGAUCCUACGAGCGAUUCUCUCGAGUGAAAUUAACAAUAGUAACGGACUCGGGAUACGUUGGCCGCAUCGUGGGCUACCUUCUUGAAUAAAUUAAAAUCGAAAAGGAAAAAAAUUCCACGCCGACGUCGACGCCGACUUAUUUAGCAAUCGGCGAACGAUAAGCAAUGUAAAACUCGUAUCUAUAAAGCAGCCGUUCCCCCUGCUGUAAUAUCCAGCAGCAAUCAUUAUAUCCCGCUGUUACGUGCGGUUGUUGUUCUCAUCGACUCAAUCAGAAAGCUAAUUAAAUGUACCGUCGUACCGUGCAAUUAAGGAAAAUGAGCGAUCCUCCGAGACACGGAUAGUUAAAACGGACAAUGACAAAUGAAAUUGAUCGUUUGCCAAACGAUCACUGGACACCCGUAAUAGCUUCAUAACUAAAUGCAUUUUUCAGCGGGGAAGUGCUUUAAUGAUCGCCAGCAUCUUAUCACAAAUUCCACGGUGUAUAUAUAUUUGCUCAUAUGUAAAGCUUACAUUCCCGAUUUAACACGUCCGGUGGCCGUUCAUUUUGAUUUCUUUGACCUCAUCUUGCCGAUGCGAUUAAAAUGCUUUCCGCUUGAACGCGACGUAUCAAUUGCGCAUUAUAACUAUUAAACUUAGAAUUAGAAAGAAAUUUAUUUUUAAAUUGUAUCAUCGCACAUGACUCAUCGACGUGUAGAUAAUAACUCAUGAAUAUGUAUGUAAGAACAUUACGUUCGCCACGUGAGUCACAAGUGCCUCGUGGACAGUAAACAUGUAAAGAUAAUUAGAACUUCUAGUUGGCUCUCUCUCUCAUUUGUUUCUUGAACGCACUCAUUUGGAUUACUUCGAAAACAUUGCGUUCGAAAAUUAUGAUUGUCUCGCGCCUAACGUGUGUGUCUCAUGCGUGUAUACCAUCGUUCAAAUCGAUUACCGGUCAUUUCAUCAGUGUUUUCCGAGUGCUCGACUGAACGAUUGCAUCAAGAAAUAACUGUAACGGACUUUUGCUAACCCUUGACUGUGGGCCGUCCCCAACGAACUUCCAUUCGCUCUCGACGAUGCCCACGGUGGUAGUCAUUUUACGGGCCAGUGACUCCUCGAAUUAUUCAACCGAUGACGAUCUCGAUGAGAGACCACCAACGGAUCUUGUGUAAGUAAUCGAUUAGCUAUGCAGCUAUAUGAUGCGCUACGCAAAGUUUAAUCUCUUAAACAAAAGAUUACGCAUAUAAAUAUUCUUCUUACGUAGAGUUUUAUGCCAAAAGACCAGAAGCGAGAAAAUAAUAAGCCAAUAAGCUCGUAAGAUGUUUAUUAUUGCUGUUUUCGUCUCAUUUCCUAUCUUGUACGCUCUACUAAUUUAACAUUUUGCCGAGCGUUGCCGGUAAAGUUUUUAACCGCAGGAAGUCGACGCGCGUGGAUGACAUGUGCUCGAGUUAAUUGGAAGCCUCACUCGAACUUGUUGGCACGCGCCGCGCGCCUUCGAGGGGCGUCGUCGUCUUCGGGCACCCUGGGAGCCUCACAGGGAAAUAAGUUCACAAACCGUGAAAAUUUAAUGUUCUUUAUGGGGAGGGGAGGGUGGAGGAGCGGCGUAUUGUCGGCGCAAUAUCAUGUAGCGUACCCUUCAAUCCUUUUACGCAAAGUACACACAGAGAAUAGACGAGAGUCGUAAAAAAUAUAUUGUAUAGAACGAAACUUGACGGCUUGACGGUAUAUGACUUUUUGAUACACCAACCGACGGAUGUUAGCGGUCUGGUAUACGCGUCGAUCUUUCGCUCUAAUGAUUCCACCUGGGUUCCGAUACACAUAUCCGUGGGUGGUCCGUCAUGCCCUUGAUAAACCUCACACCAGAUGUAGAUCGACAAAAAGAAAAGAAGCGAGAAGUUCACUUCCUUAGUGGCUGGUGUGACAAUACAUCGGCUAUAGAAAUGUUUUCCUUAGAGACUAAUUUUAAUAUUCUGCAAUUCUUAUCUUUUUUAUGCACAGAGAAAAAAAAGUUGAAUCAACAGCAUCAGUCUAAUUAAAAACAUCUUGUUAAUUCAAUAACAUUCAUUAAUAAAACAGAAAGAUUGAAAGUAAAGCGUAACAAAUAUAAUUGAAUAAAUAAAAUGUAAUUGAAUCAACUACAUAUGUUUAUGAUAGUUUGUUUAAUUGAUUCAAAUUACGUUUUAAUUCAUAUUACAGCAUUUUUUUCAGUGUGCAAACGAUAUUAAGUUCUUUUUUUCGACGAAUAAAUUGGAGAUUUUGUCCAAUAUAGGAAAAAAAGAAAAGACAUAAUUUUUAAAAGGUUUAACGCAAGAAGAUAUUGAUUGGCGGACGCUCGCGCUGGAGUGGGCUGAAAUAACAGGAACAAUCCUUUGCGCUCGCAGUAAAUUUGAUUGUUCGGAGGCAGGACUGCCCACGCUGUCCGGCCCGCCACAGGGAAACGCUACAUUCUUAUCGUUCGAGAAACUGGCGUGGCAUAACGUAGCGUAUACGGUGACGGCGUACGUACCGUCGUCGUGUGUACGUGCCGGCUAGCUCUCUACUCUAACAAUACAAUAACGAUGGAAGGCGUCGCUUAAGGGCAAGUCCGCCUAGCGUAGCUGUUCAGGCAGUGACUUAGCAAAUAUAUACUGGUGCUAUGGCAGUCGCGUGUUCGACUGUUCGAAAAUCAGCUGUAUUGAUAUAUUUAUGAUUCGGCCGCGAAUUUCGAAGAAGAAACGAUGGCAACGGAGAUAGAGGAGGCUCCAGUGGGGUCUCCUUGGUAUGGCAAGGUUUUCGAGUGUUGGAGAAAUCAGAAUCGAGUCAGUCCUGGGAGAAUCGAGCUGCCCGAUUGCGAUUUUUUUAUCGUGGCACCGCGACGCACGCUACGCGUUCUUCGACCAACCCUAAAGAGCGGCUGGUACUACGAGAGUUCGACGGUCGACCGGCCGGAGUCGGUCAACGAUAAUUUCUUCAAUCGAUGGGCCAGGAGGCCGCAUCCAUCCGGAAACUGCAGGUGUUCCUUUCGCCAGUCCGGUAGCGCGUUAAGCACCACCGAAGAGCGAAUAAUAUCGGCGGAAUUAAAUCGUAUUCGAACGAGCCUCUGUGAGGCCGAGAAGAACGCGCACGGCAUCGAAGAACUGGAGCAAAGGGUCUCCGUGAAUCUGCAGAAGUUACGAGACAACUCAAAACUUGAUCGCGCGAACGAGACGACGGAGCCUUUGACGUUAAUGAUUGAUCACCAGCCGUUCGAACAGAACGCGAAGCAACAAAUCGUCAAGGACUUGGAAAGGUAUAUUAAUACACUUCUGGAAGAGGUACUUGAUGAUACCGUCAAGCAUGUAACUGGCGUGGAAAAAAAUAAUGUUCAGCAAUCUUGGCAGCGAACAAAAAAUAAUUUGAUGAAAUCUCAGCCCGAUCAAUCCAAAGAGAAAAUUUCAAUAAAGAAGGACGGAGAUGACUCAUUUAUCGAUAUUAAUACCCAUCUGUCGGAUAAGAUGCAGGAACAAUGGAGUACAGAAAAUGAGUGUAAAAGGGAAUUCACCAGAGUUUCGAUAGGCGAGGGUUACGUUAAUCCCGCCUUCGUCGGUUCAACUGAUGAACUAGCUUCUCUAGAGUUCGAUUGUUCUGCAAGAAAACACACAGGUUUGUAUCUUGGAAUGCCAACGGAAAACAUUUCUUCGGAAAAAUUGGAUUGCGUAGAUUCCGGAAUAAAUAGCGUAGAGACUAUCGAGUUUCAGUUACCUGAUCAAGAACCUAGCUUUGAGCAGUCUCUUUUACAAAUCAUUGAUGAAAAGUUGGGAAGAAGUCCUUUAAGCAAUAACUCGGAGGAGGAUAGUCUCGAGAAAAAUUCGCAAAAAGCAGUUUCAGUAGAGGCAGAACGUAAAAUUGCGUCUCAAAAAAUUGAGUUAACUUCGUCUAAGCUUAGAACAUCGUCGGUCGAUUUCGACUGGAAAGUGGAGAGACUGGAAGAUCCCGUCAAUACAGAGGCUAAUUUCGAAAAACUACGCCUAGAAUUCCAAACCAAAAACAAAGAUUCAAAUAACGAAACUCUAUCAAAGAUCGGUGUAAAAUUAACGGAAGGUUCUCCUAUCGAGCUCGAAGAUUACAAAAGAUGGGUAAAGUUCGACGAAAUCUCUUCGCAGGAAAAUACUUUACAAACUCUUCGAGAUUCGGUAACACUUCGAAGGAACAGAAAACCAACCAUAGUCUUUUUACACGGUUUUGGUUCCUCGGCAGAAAUCUUCGAGCAUCAGUUGCAGUAUUUCUCUUCCCUCGGUUAUCCCUGCAUCGCUCCCGAUAUGCUCGGGCAUGGUAUGAGCUCAGCGCCAGGACGCUCUAGAGAUUAUCAUUUUAGCAAGUUAUUAAAGGAUUUAGACGCUGUUCUACACUAUUACGCUUUUAAACCUGGGGAGAAGUGCGUUUUAGUCGCGCAUAAUUACGGGUGCAGCUUUGCUACAGCGUUAGCUUGUAAAUACGAUAGCAAUAUCCAUCAGCUUGUGUUAAUAUCGGGCGGUGGUCCGACCCCUCUUGCUCCACCGAGCACGGAAUGCGCGGGUCAUUGCUGUCUCAGGGCGAUUCUUGCGCCUCUACUGAUGUGCGGUCUUCAUCGAGAUGUUCUCUAUUCUGCACGAGGCCGACAGCAUCCUUAUUGCGGUCAAGAAUCAAUGGAACAGUGGCCUUCGCACAUGAAAUACGUAUUGAACGGCAUGAACUGGCCACAGGGUGAUUACGCUUUUCACAGAAAAAUAUGCACACCAACGCUUCUAGUGCAUGGAUUAAAAGAUAAUAAAGUAUCGCUAGUACAAGAGUGUCAAAUGGAGAGGACAAUGGUGAAAGCUUUUCUCGAAGCUAUUCCAAUGGCUGGUCAUAGUCCGAUGACUGAAUGUCCCCAACAAUUGAAUCACAUGAUACAUUGUUUUAUAGAUUUGUGGAAGAACAAAAAAUGGCAGUAAUAACAUCCUGACUCUAGAAAUAAUGUCUAAAGUGCUGUAUUAUAUCAAAAUUGCAUCGAUUCAAGCGCUUAACAAACUGCUUAGCAAUUAAUUUAAUUAUCAGUCAGAUAUAAUAUUUAACGGAAAAAAAGAACUUUAUAAUUCAAGAAGACUCCACUAAAGUCAAAUUAAAUGAUAAGAGAUAAAUCAAUCAAGUUCAGGU
Solenopsis invicta (red fire ant) is the source of this 5131-nucleotide messenger RNA. RefSeq lists its product as uncharacterized. NCBI's taxonomy places the organism in Eukaryota, Metazoa, Arthropoda, Insecta, Hymenoptera, Formicidae. Bases 2716 to 4929 code for a protein of 737 amino acids. The record is from RefSeq and is a predicted model, not a curated record. The transcript is spliced from 6 exons.